CAACGUUUAAAGGAAGUAAACAACAACCGCAUCUCUUUCAAGAUAAGCAAGAAAAACUAAAUUAGAAAGACUUUUCAUAGUUUAAGCUUAUUUCCUCGAGCAAAGGCGAGAAAGAUGGAUAGUCACGAAGAAGAUGGGGAGAUAAUUGAUGAAGGAAGGCACCACAUUCACGCGUCUAACGAUGAUCACGAAGUCGAGGAAGAUGAAUUCAGUAUGUCAUCCUACGAUGGUGACCAAGGAGACAGCCUGGAUAUCAAGCCUCCUCAAGCGGUUGUCCAGCGACGGGAGAAACGAGAAAAGCGUGAGAAGAGGGAUCGCCACCGUCACAAGGGAGAGCGCCACAAAGACCGCCACAGAAGCCGCGAACAUCGGAGCCACGAGGAGCGCAGACGAGAGCAUCGACGACACAGGGAUCGCGGUGAUGGAGGUGAAAGGAGGGAGAACCGUGAUGGUCGUAAGCACAAGGACAGAAGUAGCAAGCACGAGAGGCCAGUGGUUGAUCUCCGAGCGAAGUUGGACAAGGGGAGGAAGAUGGUUGACAGAGAAAUGGAACGACGAAGAGACAGAGGACGAGACAUUGAAUACUACAUUGAUGAGAAGGACCAGUACGAACAUCUCGAUUACCACCGUGAACAUUCCAGUCGAGGAGGAAUGGGAAGUGGGGGAAUGGGUGCCAGCGAGCAUCCUGCCUAUGUGCAUCAUCGAAGAGAAGAUCGCAUGAUGGUCCAACUCUCGCCAAGGGAAAGAGCAGAACGAGAACGAAGAAUGGAAAGGUUCCUAGUGGCAGGGAGUAGCAGGUAUAACAAAGGCCAUAGUGUUGGUUAUGGUGCUGACAACUGGCUGACACACAACACAAUUUCCCAAGCUCAUGCCUGUUUUCAAAAUGAAAAGCAGAAAGAGUUGUCGCAACGUGAGGCAGAGUCCCGCAGGCAGAGAAGAGAAGAAGAGAGAAGGGAAGAGCAGCAAAUGGUAAGGCACCGUGGGGACAUACAGUACAGGCACUCGCGACCACACUCUCCCAUGGAGAUGCAUAAAAAGCGCAAAUACCAUCACCAGGAUCACUAUGCGGUUGCAGAUGGGAUAGAUGAGGUGACUGUCCUCAGCGAAGAAGAGGAGGAUGGUGAGUACGAAGACACUGUUAUCAGCCAUGAUGAGAGGAAAGGCUCCAAUGAGAGAAAGUCAGAUGAAGAUAGAAAGAAGAAGAAGAAGAGAAGAAAAGAAGUCGAUGAUACAGUGAAGGAGGAGCCCAGAAUGGAGCAGUCCGACACAGCGGGGAGUGGCUCGUCUGACAGCGAAUCGGAUUCGGAUUCCGAUAGUACCAGUAGUGAAACAGAAGUCGAAGAGGAAGUGAAGAAGGAGGAGGAUGUCAUGGAAGCAAAAGAUACAGCUGCCGACCAGUUGUCAGUGUCAGGGAGUGGAUCAGCAUCAGCGAGGUCUGGCACUUUGUCUCCCUCCCAGGCAGGACGUUAUGAGGACUCACCCAGCAGAGUAGAGGAUCGUCGUUCAGACCGAGAAGAGGCAGAGUAUUUGGAUGACUCUCCCCCAGAAUCUCCGGUAGAGUUGAAGGAGCAACUGCCUUCGUACUAUCCAGCCAUCAUGGGAUGCCGUUCAGUCGAUGAGUUUGAAUGCCUCAAUAGAAUUGAAGAAGGAACAUAUGGGGUGGUCUAUAGAGCCAGGGAAAAGGCAACGAACCAGAUAGUUGCCUUGAAAAGACUGAAAAUGGAGAAGGAGAAGGAGGGUUUCCCCAUCACGUCGCUGCGAGAGGUCAAUACGCUGUUGAAGGGCCAGCACGAGAACAUUGUGACUGUGCGAGAAAUUGUUGUGGGGAGCAACAUGGAUAAGAUUUAUAUUGUAAUGGAUUAUGUGGAACAUGACCUGAAGAGCUUGAUGGAGACAAUGCGUCUGAAGAAGCAGAUGUUUACUAUUGGAGAGGUCAAGACGCUCAUGAUACAGCUGUUAAGAGCUGUACAUCACCUACACGACAACUGGAUUCUGCACAGGGAUCUUAAAACUUCCAAUCUGCUGCUUUCACAUCGAGGAAUUCUAAAGGUGGGUGAUUUUGGGCUGGCCAGAGAGUAUGGAUCGCCACUCAAACACUACACACCUAUCGUUGUCACACUGUGGUACCGAGCACCCGAGUUGCUGUUAGGAUCCAAACAAUACUCUACGCAUAUCGAUGUGUGGUCUGUUGGAUGCAUUUUUGGAGAACUGCUAGGCAUGGAGCCCAUGUUUCCUGGCAAAUCAGAGAUUGAUCAACUGAACAAAAUUUUCAAGGACCUGGGAACGCCGAGUGAAAAGAUCUGGCCUGGGUACAGCCAGCUGCCCUUAGUGAAGAAGACUCAGUUUGCAGAUUAUCCAUACAAUCAUCUCCGUGAGAGGUUCAAGACAAGGCUGUCCGACCAAGGCUUCAACCUGCUCAAUAGAUUUCUGACCUACAACCCACCAAAGCGCAUUACCUGCCAGGAGGGGCUGUAUCAUGAGUACUUCGAUAAGGAGCCUCCUCUGCCCAUUGACCCUGCCAUGUUCCCCACCUGGCCAGCCAAGUCAGAGAACCCGCACGGCCGCUCCAAAAAGACGGGCAUCAGUCCCAAGCCCCCGUCAGGAGGGAAGAACUUCAAGGAUCUGGUUGAUGAAACUGAAGAACUUGCGGCCAGAGGAUUCUUCGUGGGUGGAGCGAAUUCCAGUGGGCCAGGGUUCGUGCUGAAGAUGUGAGGAGAAGACUUCGGCAGUUUAGAAAAUAUACUGAAGGCUUCGGAUUUUGCCGGGAUUGUAAAUGGGUGGAAUAUUUUUAUUUCUUUUACCGAUAUUUUUUCCCCAUUUUGGUGGGAGAGGCGACGUGUUGGGUUUGUUGAAUUUCAGUAAUGAAAUAAGGGUAUAGAUUUAUUUAUUUUUUUUUUUUUUGAGUGAAUUCAGCCGCAGUUUCUUGUUUAAUCUUGUAACAUAGAAAAGGUAUGCACUAUUUUUCUUCAUCAAUUAUAUUAGACUUUGGAAUAGUGAUACAAAACCUAAUGACAGGAAUUUUAAGACUCCUUGAAAUGUACAUUUUGAUUAGAUAUUUAUGGCAAAUCCGUGAAUGUCAUGUUUUUAUAUUUAGGUUUCUUUUUUAGCAGUAUGGAAUAUUAAUUGUUUUAAAUUAUUGAUAAUACAGGUGAGCAGAUUCUAGAUGGGUUUCCCUGAAAUACUGUGUAUUCUCCUAGGGAUUUUGUAUAUAAAACCUGAAUAAAGUAAUUUUUAUA
This is a messenger RNA of Penaeus vannamei (Pacific white shrimp), 3236 nucleotides long. The record is from RefSeq and is a predicted model, not a curated record. NCBI's taxonomy places the organism in Eukaryota, Metazoa, Arthropoda, Malacostraca, Decapoda, Penaeidae.